This is a messenger RNA of Paralichthys olivaceus (Japanese flounder), 3838 nucleotides long. Its product is annotated as glypican-5-like. Gene Ontology annotation, biological process: cell migration; positive regulation of canonical Wnt signaling pathway; regulation of protein localization to membrane. The record is from RefSeq and is a predicted model, not a curated record. Lineage: Eukaryota; Metazoa; Chordata; Actinopteri; Pleuronectiformes; Paralichthyidae. Gene Ontology annotation, cellular component: extracellular region; plasma membrane; cell surface.
CUUUACAUGAAUUCACACUGAACCUCCGCACUGUCCAUCUCCUCUCUGACAUGUCGCCAUGUUCCGUGCAGCCUCACAACCCGCAGACUUGCUCCGGGUGAUUCUACUGAUUCUGCUGCUUGCACCGGAGAGCGGCUGCGGAGGAGCCGGGGCGGACAGCUGUCAUGAGGUGAAGACAGCCUACAUGAUGAGACAGAUAGGCCCCGUGGAGCUGGUGCCGGACUCACCGGGAACAGACGAGUCUCUCCGAGUGUGCGUCCACCCCGGGCCCACCUGCUGCACGAGUAAGAUGGAGGACAGCUACAUGGCGGCAGUUCGCAGCGAGACGCAGCAGAAGAUGCAGUCGUACAGCUUCGAACUCAAGUACCUGAUCGCUGGACACACCAAGACAUACCAAGAGACCUUUGAGUCGCUCGUGUUCUUCACGUCUAACCUGACCAGCUCCCUGUUCGACAGCGCCUACUCCACCCUGGUUUCCGACUGUCGCCCCCUUGUGUUUCAGCUGUUCAACGGUAUCAAACGCCACCUCUCCGGAGAAUCGAAUUCCUCACUGGAGAACACCGUACGUCGAUUCUACAAUGAUCUCUUCCCUUUGGUUUACCGACGUCUGCUCAACCCUGGGAUCGGCCACAUGUCUCUCCAGUCCCCCACCUCCACCACCCACGAUGACUGCCUGCGGUUGACGAGGCAGGACGUCAGCCCGUUUGGACCCCAUCCUCGCCUUCUGGUCAGCAGCCUGUCCCGUGCGCUCGGGGUCGGCCGAGCAUUGAGCAGACUGCUCAGACUGGCCGGUGAGGUGGUGAACGCAACCGAGAAGGCGUCGUUAUCCAGAGAGUGUGGGCGAGGCUUAGUGAGGAUGCAGUACUGUUCCCACUGCAGGGGGCUGACUUUGAUCCGGCCCUGUACCGGACUGUGUGUUAACGUAAUGAGAGGAUGUCUGGUCGGUGUAUCAGAACUCGGCGCCCCCUGGGGGAGCUUGGUGGUAUUGCUCCAACGGCUAGCCGCUACUUUAGCGACCAGCAGCAAUCACAACAGCAUGGAGUUGGCUCUGCUCGCGGUCCGAAACCAUGUGAACGACGCCAUACUUCACGCUCAGCUGCACGGGCCACGCGUCACAGCCACGGUCGAGAAGGUGUGUGGUCCACAGGAGCCUGGUCCCGUGAUCACAAGUUCAAAACCCACCACAUCCCAUGUUACAGCCUCAGUGACCCCCGUGACAUCACUGACCUCAGAGAGGUCGACUGUGACCUCACCUCCAUCAGUCUCUCAUCAACGUCUGCAACAACAAUCCAGGAGGUUGUUCCCUCUGAAAGGUUCCAGAGGUGACAAGAGUCGAAGCCUAAAAAAACUGUCGAGGGAGUUUGAGGGAUCUAUCCAGAGGUACCAGUGGUUUUUCUCAGAGCUGCCAGAGAUGCUGUGUGAGAGUGAGAUGGAGGUCGAGCAGCACACGUGCUGGAGCGGCCAUGACGUCGCAGAGAGUUAUGCAGGUCGUGUGGUCGGCAGCACUUUAAAGGCCCAAAGGGAAAACCCAGAGAUGACCGUCCGUAAUACAGACCCUGUCCUGAAGGGGGCCAAACAGAGGCUGGAGCAGCUCACACAGGAGCUGUUAGUGGAGCUCGGCUGGGCGAGUAAAACCAGAGGAAGAGCGGAGGAAGAGGAGGGAGGGAGCGCACAGAACGAGCUGGGCAGUGGGAGCGACUGCGAUGAUGAAGAUGGCUGCGAAGCAUCUGGCAAGGAGGAUGGUGAUGAGACGGGUGAUUCAGCCAGUGGUCACAGUCCAGAGACAAAGAACGAAGCUGGGCCUCCUCUUCUUCAUCGCCCCAUCCCUCCUCAUCACCUCUCACCUCCACAGGUGGUCGUCCGCAGCUCAGCUCACAUCAUGACCGUCGAACCUCUGACCCUGGUGACCCCACUGCUCCUCCUGCUGUCGACAUGGGAACCACGCUGACCGCCGUGAGACAGAUCCUGGGACGGACAGAGACAGAAGAGACAGAGAGACGACCACAGACUGUAUGUUUGGUGGUGGUGGUGGUUUGGAAGUUUUUGUAAGCACAGCUAAACCCCUCCGAUCGAGGGGGGGGGGGUUCCAGCUUGUGGCACAGACUGUGGGUUUGCUGCAGUUGCACAGCAUUUUGAUAUUACCUGUACUGACCUCUACUUGUGUGCAUUUGUAUUUAACUCUAUUAAGGUAGUUUGCACAGCACUAGUUACUUUUUUUGAAGAAAGAUGUAAAUACAAAUAUAUAUAUUAUAUAUUUAUAUGAAGAGUUUCUAUAGGUAACUGUGGCUUGAUGUGUAAAUAGAGAUUAAUAUAGAGCAGAGCGGACUGACUUGGACUCAAAAGGCCGUUUGGUUUGGUUUUGACCUUCACAGAGUUCAGCUGGAGUUAAACAAGCUGCAUAUUUACAGUGGAGGCACUUCAGUGAAAGUUUAAGAAAACUCAGAACACAGAGAUGAAUUCAGGCUCUUUGGCACCUGAUAGUCUGGACCGUGGUCUGAACUAAGAUUCAUGUCGUCGUUACAUUUUAUUUACAUUUAAUCUGGUGAGUGAACUGGUUGAUCUGCGUCCUCGUGGUUCAAACAUUACAUCGUCAGCGGCAAAGACGGCAGCAAGCUCUUCUUCUACUUUUUAAUGCUCAACUUCCUACGAUUCGUCUAAAAGUCAGAACUAUUAGUCAAACAUUCUAAACAUGUUCCAGUUUGAUCCAGACUGAGAUGACCUCCGACUACAUUUUGAUCCAUUGGCCUCAGGCUGCUCAUUAAUACUAAUGUGUACUUAUACUUUCUCAAUAGGCAACAACCAAUUAUGAGAUACUUCAGACCAUGGAGCGUGAAAUAUUUGACUGUUUGGCCGGCAAGUCCGUGCACACUGAAACCCUUCAGGACUUUUUUUCUUUUCAUAUAACCUUCUUUUUAGAAUUUAAAUUCCAUCAAACAUUACUCACAAGACGUUCUCUCGUAAUUUACCUUCUUGGUGAAUAAACAUUUUCAAAGUAGUUGUUGAGAAAAAUGGGUAGAGACUGUUCUUCUGUGGAUGCACAGUGGGCAGAGAUGUAAAAGCACUAAAGGGAACGGCUUUCAUUUCAAAUUCAAUUUCACUUGCAAGCUUCAAGGAAGCUCUGUUAGAAAUGAAAAUAAACCAAACACCCAGAAGAAGAAAAGACUGAAUAUCACCAUCAUUUAAAAGUCAGAAACAAUCAUCUGCCUGAACAGUGAAAGGUAAUCUGACAUUUCAUUGUCAUUUAUUAUUAAACUGUCGCAGUCAUUCAAAGGUAGACUUGGCUCCAAAUGCUUGAAUUAAAACUUCACUGAGAUCAUAUAUAUGAGAUUUAAUAAGAUUCAGUGAAUGCUGUUGGAAAGGCUGAUACAUGUUUUAUCAGCUUGUCCCCGGGGGAAGACAAUAGAGCCCAGAUCCAUACAUGUGAAUCAAAUGUGAUUCAUGUUAAUUAGGAUUAUCAAGUCCCUCCGGCCCUUUGUGAAGUCUUACACCCCCCAAACGGCUCACACCAGCAGGAGAGACAAAGGGAAUAAUUAUUAAAUGUGCAUUUCUUUCACUUGGUGACAGAUUUCUUUAUCUACUUCAGAAUAUUAGGGACGUGUUAGAAUAAAGUUGUUCCGAGAUUGCUAAAAUAAAGUUGUAAUAUUACCUGAACAAGGAGAAGUCGUAAUUAAAUUUGAAUAAUCAUUUUGCAGGGGGAAUAUCAAAACAUACAUUCUUUUGCCUGUGUUAAAAUGAGGAAUGUGGAGCAUCUUGUUCGGUUAUACUUUGUUAUAGGUCUCAUAAAUUUAUAACAUAAUUCUUAAUAUUUCAGGCACAUUUUCAUCAGUAGAUUGUGCAA